AGGGCGGGGCCGGGUCGCCUAUAAAAAGCGUCACUUCCGGCGCACGCCCUCUUUGCCGCCGAGCUUCCACACGGCGUUGUACCGAGUUACCCAUCGUUGCUUUUAACGGGAAACGUUCACAAUGUCCGGAGGUCUCGAUGUGCUGCAGAUGAAGGAGGAGGAUGUCCUCAAAUUCCUUGCUGCUUCUACCCACCUGGGCAGCACCAACCUGGACUUCCAAAUGGAGCAAUAUGUCUACAAGAGGAAAAGUGAUGGUAUCUAUAUCAUCAACCUGAAGAAGACAUGGGAGAAGUUGCUGCUCGCAGCUCGUGCCAUUGUCUCUAUCGAGAACCCAGCUGACGUCUGCGUCAUCUCCUCCAGACCGUUUGGGCAGCGUGCUGUCCUGAAGUUUGCUGCUGCCACUGGCGCCACCCCCAUUGCUGGAAGGUUUACCCCAGGUACAUUCACCAAUCAGAUCCAGGCCGCCUUCAGGGAGCCCCGUCUGUUGGUGGUGACAGACCCUCGACAGGAUCAUCAGCCCUUAACUGAAGCAUCAUACGUUAACAUCCCCACCAUUGCCAUGUGCAACACUGACUCGCCCCUGCGUUACGUGGAUAUCGCAGUCCCAUGCAACAACAAGGGUGCCCACUCCAUUGGUCUGAUGUGGUGGAUGCUUGCCCGGGAAGUUCUGCGUAUGCGUGGUACCAUUAGCCGCGAACAUCCAUGGGAGGUGAUGCCUGAUCUGUACUUCUACAGGGAUCCUGAUGAGAUUGAGAAGGAGGAACAAGCUGCUGCAGAGAAGGCUGCUGGUAAGGAGGAGUACCAGGGAGAGUGGACUGCUCCUGUUGCAGAGUUCGUUCAACCUGAGGUUACCGACUGGCCUGAGGGGGUGCAGGUCCCUUCUGUGCCCAUCCAGCAGUUUGCAGCUGCAACUGGUAAAAACCUGGCUGAGACACUGGAGGCAGCAAGUCCAUACGCGAAGCCAGCAACGUUCACUGCUGAAACAGCUACAAAGGACUGGAGUGCUCAGCCUGCUGCUGAAGACUGGUCUGCUGCUCCCACUGCACAGGCUCCAGAAUGGGGUGGUGCUACCGCUGAUUGGUCCUAAGACUGGGUCGGAAUUGGCCAGAAAACUCACCUGCCUGUCUGCAUUUGGUUGAAAAGGAAAUAAAAUGAUUUGUUUUUAAA
Molecule: messenger RNA, 1167 nt
Organism: Carcharodon carcharias (great white shark)
Lineage: Eukaryota; Metazoa; Chordata; Chondrichthyes; Lamniformes; Lamnidae
Gene: rpsa
Product: ribosomal protein SA
Exons: 7
Coding region: 122-1087 (321 amino acids)
Biological process (GO): ribosomal small subunit assembly; cytoplasmic translation
Cellular component (GO): ribosome; cytosolic small ribosomal subunit; 90S preribosome
Molecular function (GO): structural constituent of ribosome
Source: RefSeq, a predicted model, not a curated record